Aedes aegypti (yellow fever mosquito) is the source of this 2696-nucleotide messenger RNA. RefSeq names its product zinc finger protein 675. Lineage: Eukaryota; Metazoa; Arthropoda; Insecta; Diptera; Culicidae. The record is from RefSeq and is a predicted model, not a curated record. The transcript has 5 exons. Bases 171 to 2507 code for a protein of 778 amino acids.
UCUUUGGAUUGUCGUACUCGACAGGCUAAGACCAUUGGUUGGUCCAUCUCGCCGAUCAUCAAAAUUUAAGCAAAAGCGACAAAAACAAAGUGAAACCCGAUCGAAAAUUGUAAAAUUUAUAUUGAUUCUCACCUUUAAAGUGCUCGUAUCUGGCGAAGCCAAACGUCGCCAUGCCAAGUAAGUGCGCCGUGUUGAGUUGCCCCAUCUACUCCCCCAGCAAGGAGCACCACCUGUUCCGGAUUCCGGCCGUUCGGGUUCGGGCCAGUGAAGACCUUCGACAGCAGAUGCUAAAGAGGAGAGCCCGUUGGGGAGAAGUUCUACGGCUGACCGAUCCUCAGAUGACGCACGCCUUGGUGUGUGGACGACACUUCGUUUCCGGCAAACCUUCCGCGUCGGAUGACGUUGAAAGCGUAGACUGGAUUCCGACGCUUCAUUUGGAUGUUCAGGAUGACCAGGUCCGAAGGCGCAGUAUGUAUCAACCGGUGAAGCAGGAGAGCGACUUGGGGCAUGAGCCAAUGGCCGGGACGGGACUGCCAAUCGUGAGAAUUGAGACCACUUCAUCGACGUGUUGCAUUCCGGGAUGUGUCAAUCGGGAGCAGCAGUGGCUGACGGAUUUUCCCCGGGACGACGAGUUGCGGGAGAGAUGGCUGAAGGCAAUUUCGGUCGGAAGCGGGGAGACGAUUUCUGCGGAUCAGGAGGAGGAGGCGGACCGUAAGGCGCAAGUUUGCAAUAUGCACUUUGCUGCUCAGGCUCCGGAGGCUAUUGCAAAUGGCGUGGAUAACAAAUACCGGGAACCGACUCUGUUCGUGAGAAACGACAUCCUCAUCCAGGUGGCCAGCUGUCGGUUGUGCAUGAAAUUCGACACGGUAGACAACAUGUUCAAUAUGAAGCUGAACAUCAGCGACGGUCACUCGCUCCAGUGGAUGGCCAAGAAAUACUUUGCUCAGUUCCUUUUGAUUGCCGAAUACGCCGAGGAGGGAUACUUCUGCGAGCGAUGCACCGUACAGAUUGAUAUGAGUCACGCCUUUUGGCGGGAAAUCAGCGAAAAAUCACGCAGGUUCAAGUUGUUACUUCGGAAGAUGACGACCGAAAGAGUGGAAUUCAGUAGCAAGGUUGAAAGUGGAGACGAUCCUAAUCAAUCGGAAUGCACUCCAGGGGCUCUCAUCAUAAAAGACGAGCCCUUGGAUGAUGCUGACAUGCAGCAGUAUUUCUAUAAUCCCGUUGGCCAGUCCCGUAAUGCGUCGAUGGAAAGUACAAUUACCGAGGAAAAGCCCAGUUUAUCGGACCCAUCUUCGAUACAUCUCGUCAAGCCUCCUCCUCUGAAGGUGCAGCUCAAUUUCAAAUGCUACGUUUGCUCCUCCCGCCACGAGAGCAAAAACGCCCUGAUCCACCACUUGAUGAUGGACCACCAGGAUCACUCGUCGCUGAACUGCCAGGAGUGCAACCUGUCCUUCAAGAAUAUCAUCCUCUUCAACAAACAUCUGGCCAUGCACGAUCCUUCCAAGCGAAUCAAGUGCUCGCACUGUCCGUUGAGGUUCCGGAAGACCAGCGCCAGGACAAAGCACGAAGUGGCCAGGCAUGGCGUUGCACCUCCACCAAAGAAUCAGUACAUGACUGCAAGUGCGACAACAGCGACAGCAGCAAGCAAGGAUAAAGUCAAGCGCUAUCCGUGUUCACAGUGCGACAAAGGCUUUAUGUACAUGUCCGAGCUGCAGCGGCACGAAAAGUCCUGUUCAGGUAGUUUCGAAACAGAAGAUGAAACCGAAACCGGCACGGAUCUGCAUGACGAAGAGUCACUUCCACCAAUCUAUUCUAACGAUUUUGACGCAGCGGCUGAGACUGAUUCGGAUUCAGUGGCCGACAUGCAACAGGAGUCGAACAAUCAGACGCCACCAACAACGCAGACGUCGCGAAGAAGCAGGGGUCGGUAUCGGGAGCCGCUCAUAAAUGAUUGCGAUUGCAGAAUGAAGUGUGGGUCCAAAAUCAGUGUUGCCAAACAGAUUGAAAUCAACACGCAGUUCUGGACAUUGUCCAAAAAGGGUCAACAGUCGUUCAUACUGAACUUUAGUCAUCGUAGGCCUAUUAAACGACGGCAGGAGUCAAACUUUCGCAGACUGUUUUCCUACGACUACCAGCUGGAAGACGAACAUGGACUUCUGCAGGAUGUAUGCAGCGCUUUCUUUCUGAAUACACUGGGCUAUGACGUGAGAAGCAGCAACAUGAUCUACCGGUAUCACGACAGAGCGCAUGCAGGACCAGCGCCACCGUCUGCCCGCGGCAAAUACACCCGCCCGAAAGCACUUCACGAAGCAGUAAAGGAUGACAUUCUGACUUACGCAUCGAUCAGCGUUCAGGAUGGUCAAAGUAUGUAUCUACCACCGUCUCUGUCGUACCAGGGUAUGUUCGAUUCGUUCAACGAGCGUCGGCUGCAAAAUCAGGAACAAACGUGCAACUACAGCUUCUACUGUAAAAGAUUGAGGGAAUUGAACGUGAAAAAAUCACUCUAAGUCUGGAAUACUGGCGAACAGCAAGACCGGUUUGGAAGAUGAUGUUAAAAGUUCAAACACCAAGGCGUACCGAUUGCCCGGUGCGAAAUCUGCGACAAAUCGUUCGCCUCGAAUCGGAACCUUUCGCGCCACCUCAAGCUCCACCGUGAAAACGCCAAAGCGGAAAACCUCGGGACGACUCGUGACGUG